Messenger RNA from Alnus glutinosa, 2353 nucleotides. RefSeq lists its product as uncharacterized. Lineage: Eukaryota; Viridiplantae; Streptophyta; Magnoliopsida; Fagales; Betulaceae. The record is from RefSeq and is a predicted model, not a curated record. The coding region runs from base 54 to 2102 and encodes 682 amino acids. The transcript is spliced from 4 exons.
UCCGCAUUCGCUGCAGACUUCGUCACGAAAUUCCGCUUACUUUCUUCGGUCUCAUGGUGAUUACCCUUUCCCUUCCAAAACCCCAAAGGAGUUCCGCUUUGAAUCCCACAUUCUAUUGUAACUUUAAGGGAGGGUGGGUGGAUAUGGAGAUGGAUGUGGAAGAAGUGGAACAUAAAGAAGUGCCAAAAUGUGAAUCUGAGGUAUUAUGCAUGCAAGAUUUGGUAGGUUGUGAAUGCAGUGAAUUGGACGAGAGGAGUAAGAAAGCUGAAGCGAGGUGUGUUGAGUUGGAAUUGGAUAUUCAAAAAAAGAAGAGUGAGUACGAAGCGCUUGAGACCAAAUUUAGGGUGUUGGAAGCUGACAAGCUUGCAAUUGAGGAUGAACUUAAGGCAUUGAAGAGGGAGAAUGAUGAACUUAACAAGCUUGUUAGUGGCCUUGAAGGUGAAAGGAAGGUUAGUAGUGGAAGCGAGAGGGAUAUGGAUAGGAUUGUUGAUUUGAUAGAGGAGAAUUGGGAGGAAGAUAAGAUUGUUCAGCUUUUGAUUGAGAUCAGGGUUUUGGAAUGUGAGAAGGAGAGGGCCGAGAGUGAGGUUGAGGUUUGGAAAGAAAAGUUCAAGGAGUUGGAGUCGCUGGUUUUAGUGUUAAAUGAGAAUUCAGUUUUGAGAUGUGUAGAGUGGCCAUUGAUUGGUGGGAAAAAAAGGGGUUUUGGAUUACAAAAUGUUACUCAUGAUGUGAGAGUGAAGAAAGAAGCAGUUGAAGCAAUUGAGACUUUGGUGAAGGUUGGCUCUACUAUUUGUCAUUCCCCUGGUAAAGGAAUUGGUGAUCUGCAAGCAGCAGGCACGCCUUUUAAUGACUUUACAUAUAGCAAAGAUGCUUGUAUCAAGGAAGAAAAGAAAGGUCUCUGUUUGGCAUACGGUAGACAAGUUAGAAAACAAUUGUCAUUCGAAGAAGCUAGGAGCCCCAGCAAAAAGUUGGCUCCAUCCACGCCAGCUGGUGCUAGACCAGCUUCUCUUGGCAUCAUUGAUAGCAGUGAUAGUGACGAUGAGCAAACUACCCAUAUCCUAUUACCUACUUCUAAUGAUGAGACAAUCGACAAGGUUCACAUUUCAGAUGAUUGCAAAUUAGGAUUAUCUAUGGGAAGUGAAAAAGAAAACAUUCAUGGGAAUAGUUUGAAACAGAUACAUUAUGACGUGAAUGCUGAAGAAGAUAAGGAUGCUUGCAAAGAGAACCUUUUGUUUACUCUGACGCCCAAAAGAAAACGAGCUUCUAAUAUUGUUACUAGUGACACUGAGAGUGACGAGGAUGAUAAUGUUCCGAUCUCUAAACUCAUUUCUAAACUCAAGCGGCUGCGUCUCCGGGAAAAUGUUCCUGAUGAAGUAGGUUCUGAUUUGAAUGACUGCUCAGUGACUGUUACUUCUCUAGGUGACAAUGUCAAGGGUAGUGUUACCCCUCAAAGGCAGCAUCUGAUGAGUUUAAGAAAAUCUGUAGGAAAAGGUGGGGCGGAAAGAAACUCUUCAAGUCAGGUCAGUAAAACUAAAUAUGAUCGAGGAAUCCCAACAUGUGAGGAUGCUGAAGAUGAUGAUUCAGAAGAGUUUGGGUCAGACAGCGAGGGUGAAAGCUUGGGUGGAUUUAUUGUCAGUAGCUCUGAUGUUUCUGAUGCAGAUGAUGCUUGUAGUGAGACACAAGAUGUAUCAGAUGAAACUAUGGACUUUGAUGAGAUCUUGUCCAUACUUCAACGGAAGAAAGAUCAGAAAUUAAAAUGGGAGUUUGAGGCGGAUAUGCUUGCAGGCUUUGGAAAGGAUACUGAAUUGUGCAUGAAGGCUGUAUGUGCUCUCUAUCGGCAGCAAACUUCUGAGGAAAAAUCCAGCAAGGAAGCAUUUUACUCCAAUCACCGAGGCUUUGACAAGUUUGAUGCUCCAAGGGGCUCUACUUUGGCCGAGUUUCUCACUGGUGGAGACCCAGGAGGUGAUGUUAAGAAAUCUGUCAAGGAGUUGCAAGAGUAUGGCCCCGAGGCAGUGCAGCUGUGCAGAAGAUUGGCAAAUCACUACUCAAAGCAAUUGUUUGAGAUCUACAAGAACAAAGAGGAUCCUCUCUUUCUCCCUUCUUGACAUGACCUGCAACAAAUUGAAAGCAAAGAUGUUACUGGUCAAAAUCCUCCAUAGAAGUGUUUCCUCGAGAAUGGUGUUCCUGUUGGUUUUCCAUUCUCUGCUAGGCCUUAUUGUUUUGUUGUAUAUAUGAUUUAAGUGAAUUUUAUGUAUGUCUAUCAGAAGAAAAGGUCACAGGAAAUCAUUCCUACGAACAAGCUUCCUAGGUUGUUUGUAUAAAUCAAUGUAAUACUAUAAUUUUCUGUCGUCUAUAA